AUGGAGUGUUGUUGUGCCUUCGUGCUCACACUUUCAGGUGACAUGCGCCCACCACAGCUGCCGUUCGAGGACGACGAGCGUGCACAGCGUUGGUUCCAUCGGAAGUUGAAGAGCAAAGAUGGAAGCAAGAUUCGGGCAAAGCUUUGCAACAAGCUUGCGCUGCAGCUGCAGGACAUGGGUCACGAGCUGAUAGGGCAUGACCAUGCAGCAGCCAUCGAGCGCGUUUCUGAAGCUCUGACGCAAGGCACCGCUGAGGAGGGGCCUCUCGUUUGCAGCAUGCUGGCGAAGGAGCUGGAGGGAACGCGAUUUGAUCAUCACUGGAUCUCCCAGGAUGGAAAGGGUCGCUAUCGUCUCGGCGAGGAUGGCAUGAAAGUUGCCGUGCAGAUCUUGGAUGGCAAGCUGCUGAUCCAUGGCUACUUCGAAGGUUCCUUGGUCCACCCCGUGCGUAUUCCCAUCCUUGCGUUCCUGACAGAACAUGGUCGAACUUCGCAGAAGCAGCCUGAAGACGACUGUGACCUCUUCGGCCAAGCCGCAGCUGCGGCAGCUGCCAAGGAGGAGCAGGUGCAGCUGACACGGGAACGCUCGCGUAGCCCUCGACCGAGCAAGGAAGCCGCGGAGGAGGGCGCGUCAUUGCCGCCCGGGUGGGUCAAGAAGGAAUCGCGUUCGAAGCCGGGCGUCUUCUACUAUGCCAACGAGGCGAAGGGGCUAACGCAGUUCGAGCGGCCUGCUUCGUGA
Messenger RNA from Symbiodinium natans, 735 nucleotides. The record is from the annotation of a GenBank genome assembly. NCBI's taxonomy places the organism in Eukaryota, Dinophyceae, Suessiales, Symbiodiniaceae.